AUGGCUGCAGAGCUGUAUCCCGCCAAGAAGCUGGUCCCCUCCGCCUCAGCGAGCAGCACCUCCUCCUCCUCCAUCCAGGACCAGUACCAACAGCAGAACCUCGCCAACAACAACAGCCACAGCGCCGCCGCGGCCACGCAGGGCUGCUGCAACUGGCAGGGCCUGUACCCCACCCUCCGGGAGAGGAAUUCAGUCAUGUUCAACAACGAGAUGAUGGCGGAUGUUCACUUUGUGGUCGGGCCGCCUGGCGGGACGCAGCGAGUACCGGGACACAAGUACGUCCUGGCUGUCGGCAGCUCCGUGUUCCACGCCAUGUUUUACGGAGAGCUGGCCGAGGACCAGGAGGAGAUCCGGAUCCCUGACGUGGAGCCUCCUUCGUUCCUGGCCAUGUUGAAGUACAUCUACUGUGACGAGAUCGACCUGUGCGCCGACACCGUGCUCGCCACCCUCUACGCCGCCAAGAAGUACAUCGUGCCUCACCUGGCCCGGGCCUGCGUCAACUUCCUGGAGACGAGCCUGAGCGCCAAGAACGCCUGCGUCCUGCUGUCGCAGAGCUGCCUGUUCGAGGAGCCCGACCUCACGCAGCGCUGCUGGGAGGUGAUCGACGCGCAGGCCGAGCUCGCCUUGCGCUCCGAGGGCUUCUGCGACAUCGACGCGCAGACCUUGGAGAGCAUCCUGCGCCGCGAGACGCUCAACGCCAAGGAGAUGGUCGUGUUCGAGGCGGCGCUGAGCUGGGCCGAGGCCGAGUGCCAGCGGCGCGACCUGGCGCCGACGAUCGAGAACAAGCGCCUGGCUCUCGGCAAAGCCAUCUACCUGAUCCGAGUCCCCACCAUGCUGCUGGAGGACUUCGCCAACGGCGCGGCGCAGUCGGGCGUGCUCACGCUCAACGAGACCAACGACAUCUUCCUGUGGUACACCGCGGCCAACAAGCCCGAGCUGCUGUUCUGCACGAAACCGCGCAAGGGCCUGGCGCCGCAGCGCUGCCACCGCUUCCAGUCGUGCGCCUACCGCAGCAACCAGUGGCGCUACCGCGGCCGCUGCGACAGCAUCCAGUUCGCCGUGGACAAGCGCGUCUUCAUCGCCGGCUUCGGCCUGUACGGCUCCAGCUGCGGCUCGGCCGAGUACAGCGCCAAGAUCGAGCUGAAGCGCCAGGGCGUGUCCAUGGCGCACGUCAUCAAGUACUUCUCGGACGGCUCGAGCAGCACGUUCCCCGUGUCCUUCGACUACCCCGUGCAGAUCGAGCCCGACACCUUCUACACCGCCAGCGUGGUGCUGGACGGCAACGAGCUGAGCUACUUCGGCCAGGAGGGCAUGACGGAGGUGCAGUGCGGGAAAGUGACCUUCCAGUUCCAGUGCUCGUCGGACAGCACCAACGGCACCGGCGUGCAGGGCGGCCAGAUCCCCGAGCUCGUCUUCUACGCCUGAGAGACGCGCGGAGAUUCUCACUGCUUCACCGCUAGGGGUUGGGCAUCGAGGAACCGGUUCCUACUACCUCGUUUUGGAGGAUUUUUGGUUUCAAAUCCGAUCACUGGGUUACGAAUUUCAACGUGCGCAAGUCUGGGUUUCCGUAGCGGGCCGGGCGCUUGUUGCGUUGCGGCCUCGGAGCACGGUAAGCGGCGCUCCUAGCUACGUUGGAAAAAGCCCCCGUCUGCAUUGAAUCAAAAUCAAACUUUCCCUCUUAUUCGUGAAAAUAGGCACGUGCGACCCGCUUCAGCUCCACCCGCUCAAAGAAUCGAGAAUCGAUGAGAACCGGAAUCGAAAAGGAAGGAUCUGAAUCCGAAUGGUUAAUAUCCAAACGAUGCCCAGCCCUGUUCACUGCCACCACCACGCGGACUUUUAUGUGUUAAGUGUUGGAGACGAGUUCUCAGGAAGCUGGUUCGAGGAGAGAUGGACGGACUGAGUAGGGCUGCACGAUAUGGCCGACCGAUCUCACGAAGUGGCGUUGUGUGUGACACGCCAAUUCGUAUUAGAGGUGUGAAUCUUCGCCGAUCUCCCGAUUUAGAUUACGAUUAUCAAGUCAGCGAUUCGAUAUCUCGAUGCGUCAAAUGCAUGUUCCUAAUUAAAGCCACGUAGGAUAUUUAAAUCGUAGCUUUUCAAGCUUGUCCACAUCUGUUUUAUCGAGAGAGAGUUCAUCUCACUUCAAUUUUGUUGCUGCAAAAAUGGGUAGGGCUGCUCCCUCUUAGUCGAUUAGUGGACUAAUCGGUCGUUUUGAUCUUAGUCAACAUGGUUGUUGUGUGCUGCGAUGUAGCCCUAAAGCAGCUCGCGGAUAGGUUGACAAACUGAGACCCCGAUAUUAACCCUCUUCUUGUCUUCGGGCCAAAUUUAAAAUUUUAUUUUUUUUGGUCGUCACUAUAGCUUCGGUCGUCUUUUUUUUCUACACUUUUUGUCACUUUUCCUGGAGUUUAUGUUGAUUUCUCCUAGCGCUGCUCCCUCUUAGUCGACUAAUCGGUUGUUUUGGUCUUAGUCAACUUAGAUCUCUUUACUCCAUUAGUCAUGUCUGAUGCUGUUUUCAUGCUGAAUGACUUAUUUCCAAGAAACG
Molecule: messenger RNA, 2539 nt
Organism: Perca fluviatilis (European perch)
Lineage: Eukaryota; Metazoa; Chordata; Actinopteri; Perciformes; Percidae
Gene: btbd3a
Product: BTB (POZ) domain containing 3a
Biological process (GO): neurogenesis; dendrite morphogenesis; cerebral cortex development
Cellular component (GO): cytosol
Molecular function (GO): protein binding
Source: RefSeq, a predicted model, not a curated record